Molecule: messenger RNA, 377 nt
Organism: Nanorana parkeri
Lineage: Eukaryota; Metazoa; Chordata; Amphibia; Anura; Dicroglossidae
Product: fatty-acid amide hydrolase 1-like
Exons: 2
Coding region: 1-342 (113 amino acids)
Biological process (GO): fatty acid catabolic process
Molecular function (GO): fatty acid amide hydrolase activity; amidase activity
Source: RefSeq, a predicted model, not a curated record
AUGUUCCUGCCAUCCAUCAUCUUCAUGAAACUAUCUGACUUUGUUCCUGAUCACAUGACUUCCUGUCUCCCAGUCGCCAUAUCCUACACCGUAUUAUAUAAUCUUCUGGACUUUCCUGUCGGCGUCCUUCCCGUUACCGCGGUGACCAGAGAGGACGAGGAGGCGCUGAGGAGCUACGAGGGUCACCACCGGGACUUGUGGGACAAACUACUGAAGGAGGCGCUAGCGGACGGUGUGGGGCUCCCGGUGGCCGUGCAGUGUGUGACGCUCCCGUGGCAGGAAGAACGAUGUCUCCGUCUGAUGAAGGAGGUGGAGUCAGUGACAGGGAGGUGGAGCCAGUGAGGGCGAUGAUGAGGACUGUGGGCGGAGUUCUUCUG